CUGCUAGACCGAGUUUUUGUCCAUGCUCUCAAUACCGUCAAGAAGAUACCCAAGACGGGGGCGUCGCGUCCUCCACCCUCCGAUCGAUUACGUCUCUAUGGACUAUACAAACAAGCAAUGGAGGGGGAUGUGGAUGGGGUCAUGGAACGUCCUUCAAGUGUAGCCAGUGACGAGGACGGACCUAAAGACGAAGAUCUGAAGAGAGAAAGGGAUAAAUAUGAUGCCUGGGAUGCGCAGCGUGGUAUAAGUCGGACGGAGGCGAAAAGACGAUACAUUGAAGCGCUAAUUGGAACUAUGCAUAAAUAUGCCAGUGCUACGGCGUAAGUUCUCGGUAUCGCGUAUGGGAAUGCACGGAACUGAUAGGAAUGGGUAGUGACGCAAGGGAACUGGUUGCAGAACUCGAAUUCGUAUGGGAUCAGAUUAAGAAUAAUACGGUUUCUUCCUCGGGAUCUUCUCCUGGAAAUCGAGUGCCUUUUUAUAGUAGUCAACCUCGACGCUUUACACAACCUCAAUCCGGAAAUGACGGGCCCAUGCGAAUACUAAGUCCGAUGAGCGAGAAUGACGAAUUGGAAUUGAGAUCUGAGAGGAGAUCAGGGUAUGGGGAACAGUACGAAGACGAAGACGAAGACGACGAGGACGAUAGUAAGACACCGAAAAGCUGGAGGAAAACCGUUGAACAAGCCCUGGUAAAGAUGACUGCUGAAAUCGCGGCUUUGAGGGAGCAUAUCGCCACAGGUAGAGAAUACCAAGGCAAAAGGCAGAGAACCAUCGGAAGAUGGCUUGCCUGGUUUAUGUGGUUAUCCAUUCGACACUUACUGAUUGAUUUCGCAUUGUUGGGGAUCGUACUACUAUAUCUAAGAAAGAGGAAAGAUAGAAGAGUGGAAGAUUUGGUCAGAUCAGCACUGAAGAUUGGCCGAGAAUACGCACGAAAGAUAUUACCACCAAGAUGA
Hymenoscyphus albidus is the source of this 950-nucleotide messenger RNA. Lineage: Eukaryota; Fungi; Ascomycota; Leotiomycetes; Helotiales; Helotiaceae. The record is from the annotation of a GenBank genome assembly.